UCUGACGUCAUUUUAAACAUGGCCGCCACCAUGUCUGAAACAUGAACGCAGAGAGAGGUCAAAAUUACUGAUCACUGUUUCUCCUCUGUUAUUAUUAAACAGACUCAUUAUACUCCUGCCUCCCGCUGGAACACAGUGUUCAUAAUGGCUUUUAUUACGAAUCUGAGGCCGAUGCUGUCUUCAGUCUUGCAAGCAUCCCAGUCUUCAUUCUCCUGGUCUGGAUCUGUCUUCUCGAGCUUCUCCAGGACCAUGGCCACACUCAAUCAGAUACACCGUCGAGGCAAACUUCCCCCACCUCCCAAAAAGAUCAGCGCCACAUUCAGCAAUCCACAGCUGAAGGCCGUCGUCCUGAAGACUCUCAUCAAGAAGCCUAAAAAGCCCAAUUCAGCCAACCGCAAAUGUGCACGGGUCCGCCUCUCCAACGGCAAAGAGGUGGUGGCUUUCAUACCUGGUGAAGGACAUAAUCUUCAGGAGCAUCAUGUAGUGCUGGUGGAAGGGGGAAGAACCCAGGACUUGCCAGGUGUUAAAGUCAAAAUAGUCAGAGGCAAAUAUGACUGUGCUCAUGUAGUGAAGAAGAAGCAGUGAAUUCUGUCAUUCAUGCCAACCAUUUCUACAUCCAUGAGGGUCACCAUGUCGGCUGAGAUUUAUUCUCAGAAUUACUGUUUUUUUAUGUCUGUAAAGUCUUUGUUCGUUUGAAAUUGAGUUUAUAAUGUAUGAAUGCUUAUGAACUGUAUCACAGUGCACCAAAAUAAACUGCAAUGACUGUUGCAAGAUCUUAUGGAGGAAAA
Messenger RNA from Astyanax mexicanus (Mexican tetra), 788 nucleotides. It is a transcript of the gene mrps12, whose product is annotated as mitochondrial ribosomal protein S12. Gene Ontology annotation, molecular function: structural constituent of ribosome. Gene Ontology annotation, biological process: translation. NCBI's taxonomy places the organism in Eukaryota, Metazoa, Chordata, Actinopteri, Characiformes, Acestrorhamphidae. Gene Ontology annotation, cellular component: ribosome; small ribosomal subunit. The record is from RefSeq and is a predicted model, not a curated record. The coding region runs from base 145 to 585 and encodes 146 amino acids. The transcript is spliced from 3 exons.